AUGGAUAUUCCAAAGAAAGGAAUUAGUAUGGAAGAAGUCAUCGAGUAUCGUGCCCUACAGAAGGCUCGUAGUGGGUUAGAAGAAGAAACAGGAAUAUUUAAUCCCAUACUGUAUGGCAAGCGUCUUUUCCAGCAGUUUGCAGUUGACACAUACAUCAAGAUCGAGAGUUCUCGAUUAGAUUAUAUACGCAACCAUCAAGAUGAUAUUAGGGCAGACCUCUACCAAGGAUUGGUUGAUAGCCUACAUGCAGGUGAAGGCAGAGCAGAAGCUGUUGGAAAGCGGACGGUAAUGCCUUCAUCGUUUAUUGGAGGCCCACGUGACAUGAGGCGUCGGUACAUGGAUGCCAUGGCUCUGGUACGGAGGUUUGUACAAGGCAAGGAUUCAUAUCCAGUUUAUAAACGGCGUGAAGAUGGUCAAAAAGAAAAAGUUCGUGGACACGAGCUUGACAACAGAUGGGUCGUGCCUUACAACCCAUAUCUCCUUCAUCUGUUCAACUGCCACAUCAAUGUUGAGGCAUGUGGAAGCAUCAAGGCGGUCAAAUAUCUGUUUAAGUUUAUUUACAAGGGUCAUGAUCGGGCAUAUAUGGCUAUGAGAGAGGCUGUCAAGGAGGAUAGUGAAACUAAUGUUGAUGAGAUCAAACAGUAUAGGGAUGCUAGAUGGCUACAUCUUCCAGACAUGCACAUGGUGUCAUUUCACCGGCGCCAAGGGAUUCGACGAGUGCUUGAUCGUCCAGGUGCUGACAAGUCAAUGCUUACAGCAUACUUCGAGAAGAAUAGGAUAGCUGAAACCGCUCGAGGUGAGGGGGAGCGUUACUAUCUUAGAGUUCUCCUAAACCACGUGGCAGGUGCAACCUCCUUUGAGUGUCUAAGGACCGUGGAUGGUAAAAUCCUACCGACCUUCCGUGAAGCUGCAGAAAGAAGGGGCUUAAUUGAAGAGGACAACAGGCUAAACGAGAGUCUCACUGAGGCAACUGGAUGGAUGAUGCCAUAUGCACUGCGAAGGCUCUUUGCAACAAUAUUGGUAUUUUGUGAGCCCAGCGAUGUGUUUGGACUGUGGGAGAAACACAAGGAGGCAAUGUCAGAGGACUAUAAGCGCAACAAUCAGUCCACCUUCAUGGUAGAGCAGAUGGUCCUCAUAGAUAUUCAAAAAUUGCUACAGUCAAUGCAGAAGGAUAUAAAGAUGUACCCACUUCCUGGUAUUGACAACACAUAUGACGCCUCUCGUGAUAUUCCUAGAGAGAUUUUUGAGGAGGCAAGCAUUGUGGCUAACGAGGAUGAUGUGGCUAUGUUAGACACACUUAAUGAGGAGCAACGGGCUGCAUACGAUGAGAUUAUGUCGUCAGUUGAUACCAAACACGGGGGUCUCUUCUUUGUGGAUGGUCCAGGCGGGACCGGAAAGACUUAUCUGUACAGAGCACUUACUGCUACUGUACGUAGUCAGAAAAAGAUUGUUGUGGCAACAGCUAUAUCUGGUGUCGCAGCCUCAAUAAUGCCUGGUGGUAGAACCGCUCACUCGCGUUUCAAGAUUCCCCUCACCAUUGAUAAUGGGGCCUUCUGCACCUUCACAAAACAAAGUGGUACCACCAAGCUGCUUCAAGCAUCAUCUCUCAUUAUUUGGGAUGAGGCUAGCAUGACAAAAAGGCAGGCUAUCAAGGCGCUAGACAACAGUCUCCGUGAUGUAAUGGACCGACCAGAGUUGCCGUUUGGAGGGAAGACCAUCGUGUUCGGUGGAGAUUUUAGACAGGUUCUUCCCGUUGUUCGGAGAGGAUCGAGGGCUCAGAUAGUUGGUGCCUCGCUACGGAUGUCGUACCUUUGGGAUUCCAUGCGGCAUCUAAAACUGAUGCGCAACAUGAGGGCAAAGAGGGACCCAUGGUUUGCGGAAUACUUGUUGCGUGUCGAUGGAGGAUCUGAGGAGACGACUGUUGAUGAUGAAAUCCAUCUUCCUCAUGAUAUAUGCAUACCGCACACUGGGAAAGAUAGUGAUCUUGAUACUCUAAUUGACUGCAUAUUCCCUGAUCUCAAUGUGAAUAUGUCAAGCAAAGAUUAUAUCACCUCUCGAGCGAUCUUAUCUACACGGAAUGACUGUGUUGAUAUGAUUAAUAUGAAGAUGAUAGGUCGUUUCCUCGGAGAUGAGAUGGUGUACCAUAGCUUUGACUGUGCAGUAGAUGAUCCACACAACUACUACCCCGAGGAAUUCCUCAAUACUUUGACACCCAAUGGUCUACCUCCACAUGUGUUGAAGCUGAAGAUCGGUUGUCCGGUCAUAUUGCUUAGGAACAUUGACCCUGCGAAUGGACUUUGUAAUGGCACCAGAGUUAUCAUACGGGGGUUCCAAAAGAAUACCAUAGAUGCAGAAAUUGUGUUGGGAGAGCACACUGGAAAGCGGGUUUUUCUGCCUCGCAUACCCUUAUGCCCGUCGGACGAUGAGAUGUUCCCAUUCCAAUUUAAGCGAAAACAAUUCCCUAUUCGGCUCAGCUUUGCGAUGACCAUUAAUAAGGCACAAGGACAGACUAUCCCUAAUGUCGGGGUAUACUUGUCGGAACCAGUAUUCUCGCACGGCCAAUUAUAUGUGGCGCUACCAAGAGCUAUAGCAAGAUCAAACAUUAAAAUCCUAGCUAUGCCGACUGCUGAGAAGGACGUGAAUAAGGGAAAAGAAAAAGGGAAGGGGAAGAAGAAACUGACAAAAGAUAUAUUCACAAAGAAUAUUGUAUAUAAAGAGGUUUUAACUCCAUGA
Molecule: messenger RNA, 2733 nt
Organism: Sorghum bicolor (sorghum)
Lineage: Eukaryota; Viridiplantae; Streptophyta; Magnoliopsida; Poales; Poaceae
Exons: 5
Coding region: 1-2733 (910 amino acids)
Biological process (GO): telomere maintenance; DNA repair
Molecular function (GO): DNA helicase activity
Source: RefSeq, a predicted model, not a curated record